GCGUUAAGCCGGCUUGAUUCCUUCGUAUCGUAGACAACAGACGAAUGCAGCUGCGAUUCUCUACUCGUCGCCUGUCAAGCGGCUAUCUUCUUUUCUUUCUACGUGAAUGAAGUGAAACCAUUCAAAACAAACGUGUAGGUAAGGUCGUCAAGAGCUUUAGGAACUUCAGGAACCGUAACAACAAAGCUAUUUCAUGAAAGGUGUUUGACAUAAGUGUGUUGUAUAUAUCGAUAGCUUUGUUUACGACUACUACACUAAUAGUCGAGCUUUAUACGAAUAUUAAUCGUUGUAAUAAUGGUACAACCGCCGACAGCAUGUACUUCAUCUUACCCAGAACGAACUGUACAGAUCCAAGACAAUCCUUGGAAACUAAGGGCCAACUCUGUACCAAUUAAUGCCCAUAUAGCAAACAAUCACCGACAAGAGCGUGUGAUAAACGAUCGGCAGGUACUCAGUCGAUGAAAUCUUGUAGCUCUGCAUUAGACUUGGGGCCAAUCAGUGUUCAAAAUCGUGAAAGGUUACUAGACGCUUUUCUGCCUGAUAUUCGUCGAAUUCACUCACGAAUGGGUUACGAAUACCGAGUUCGUCCGUUCAAUCUGAACCACGAGAAACUCAAGAGUGUACAGAUUCGUGCCAAGACGGUCUGGGACUAUCGCCAUCUUCGGGAACAUUCUGAUGAAWCUCUUGGUCAUGGRGGAAAGGCUGCCACUAGUAUAACACCAAGACCGGCAUGGAUUGCCAAGGAACUGCCUGUAAAUUCAAUGAAUGAUAAGUUAUUUCCUGAAGAAGGACCUUCUAUGUAUACGUAUGUUAAAAGACAACUAUGGGACUACGAAGAUAAGCGAUAUAUGCAGAGAGCUACUCCUAAAAGGUGCCAUAACAAGUAGAACAUUAAAGUACAUAUAUUUAUAAAACAUGGAAAAGGGGGUCACGGAAUCAUAACGUUGAAAAUACGAAGUGUCUAGAUACCCGGCACCUGGGAACCAAUUUCGAAAUACUAGAUUCCCGGGAGUUUUUGAUUGUUGAAAAAAAUCGUCAAAUAAACACACCUUUGCCCAUUGAAA
Molecule: messenger RNA, 1064 nt
Organism: Actinia tenebrosa (Australian red waratah sea anemone)
Lineage: Eukaryota; Metazoa; Cnidaria; Anthozoa; Actiniaria; Actiniidae
Source: RefSeq, a predicted model, not a curated record